Propithecus coquereli (Coquerel's sifaka) is the source of this 1278-nucleotide messenger RNA. RefSeq names its product glucagon (gene GCG). NCBI's taxonomy places the organism in Eukaryota, Metazoa, Chordata, Mammalia, Primates, Indriidae. The transcript has 6 exons. The coding region runs from base 2 to 793 and encodes 263 amino acids. The record is from RefSeq and is a predicted model, not a curated record. Gene Ontology annotation, cellular component: extracellular region. Gene Ontology annotation, molecular function: glucagon receptor binding; hormone activity. Gene Ontology annotation, biological process: adenylate cyclase-modulating G protein-coupled receptor signaling pathway; positive regulation of insulin secretion involved in cellular response to glucose stimulus; negative regulation of apoptotic process.
AAUGCAGAUGAGCAAAGUGAGUAGGCGAGGGAAAUCAUUUGUAAUAAAAACUCAUUAUUUACAGAUGAGAAAUUUAUAUUGUCAGCAUAAUAUCUGUCGGGCUAAACAGAGCUGGAGAGUAUAUAAAGGCAGUGCACUCUGGAGCAGAAGCACAGAGCUCAGGACACCGAGCACAUCCCAACUCCCCAAAAAGGGCUCGUGCUCUCCCCAUCUGCUCUGUACCACUCCGCUGUAUCCGAAGGCAGCAAAAAUGAAAAGCAUUUACUUUGUGGCUGGAUUGUUUGUGAUGCUGGUACAAGGCACCUGGCAACGUUCCCUUCAAAACACAGAGGAGAAAUCCAGAUCAUUCUCAGCUUCCCAGACAGACCCGCUUGAUGAGCCUGAUCCAAUGAAUGAAGACAAGCGCCACUCGCAGGGCACAUUUACCAGUGACUACAGCAAAUACCUGGACUCCAGGCGUGCCCAAGAUUUCGUGCAGUGGUUGAUGAAUACCAAGAGAAACAGGAAUAACAUUGCCAAACGUCAUGAUGAAUUUGAGAGACAUGCUGAAGGGACCUUUACCAGUGAUGUAAGUUCUUAUUUGGAAGGCCAAGCUGCCAAGGAAUUCAUUGCUUGGCUGGUGAAAGGCCGAGGAAGGCGAGAUUUCCCAGAAGAAGUCACCAUUGUUGAAGAACUUGGCCGCAGACAUGCUGAUGGUUCUUUCUCUGAUGAGAUGAACACAGUUCUUGAUAAUCUAGCCACCAGGGACUUCAUAAACUGGUUGAUCCAGAAUAAAAUCACUGACAGGAAAUAAGUACAUCACUAUUCAAGACCAUCUUCACAACAUCACCUGCCAGCCACUUGGGAUGUUUGAAAUUUUAAGUUCUGUAAAUUUGAGAGGUGUAUUCUGAAGCCAUAUUGCUUUGCAUGCCAAUAAAUAAAUUAUCUUUUAGCAUUGUGUAGCCAAAAGAUUGUAAAUGGAAUAAACUAUUAUCAAAAUAUUGCAAAAUAUCAGCUUUGAUAUAUAAAAGUACUGGAUUCUCUUAUUUUCUUCUUAUUUUGGAUGAAGUACCCCAACCUGUUUACUGUUAGCAAUGAAAUUAUUUUUCUAGAAUAUAAUUUGUAAAUGUAAAUUAUUCCAAUCACAACAUAUCUGCAUUAUCAUAAUAGGAGAAGGGAAGAACUGGUAACCACAGUCGUAAAACUGGAAAGACAAUUUUCUUCUUGAAACUUUUGUCAUAAAAUGCUCCACUUUCAGCGCAUCAAAGACACACUUAAAUAAAAUUUUCAAGCUCUUUA